AUGAAACAUUCCGUGUGUUUGUUUUUUAUCUGUUCAUGGAUAAUUUUGAAUGUUCUCGGUCAACAGGAUGUUCUGUCGGAAAAAAUUCGACAAUUAACUACAUGGUCACUUAAAAAGCCAGUCAUUCGUCUAAAUACUGAACGUUUUAAUGAUUAUGUUAAAACAUCACAAAGAGAUUAUGCCAUGAUGAUUAUGUUUACAGCAUUAGCUCCACAACGACAAUGCAGUAUUUGCAAACAAGCACGUGAUGAAUUUGAAAUAGUUGCACAAAGUUAUCGUUAUUCAAGUGCAUUUUCAAAUAGUCUCUUUUUUGCCAUGGUCGAUUUUGAUGAAGGUUCUGAUGUAUUUCAAUAUUUAAAAUUAAAUACAGCACCAGUAUUUAUUCAUUUUCCACCAAAAAUGAAACCAAAAAAAAGUGAUUUUAUGGAUAUUAGUCGUACGGGAUUUUCUGCUGAACAAAUGGCAAAAUGGAUUCAUGAUCAUGCUGAUGUUGAAAUUCAAAUAUUUCGUCCACCAAAUUAUACUAAAUUUGCACUCAUAGCAUUAAUUAUAACAAUGAUUCUUGGUUUACUUUAUGUUAAACGAGAUAGUUUCAAAUUUCUUUGUAGUAAUAUUCUAUGGGGAUUAUUUGUAAUCGGUAUUGUUUGUUAUUUCAUCUCUGGACAAACGUGGAAUCUUAUAAAUUCACCACCACUUAUGCCCCAACAUAAACAUGAUAUGGUAAAGUAA
This is a messenger RNA of Rotaria sp. Silwood2, 729 nucleotides long. NCBI's taxonomy places the organism in Eukaryota, Metazoa, Rotifera, Eurotatoria, Philodinida, Philodinidae. The record is from the annotation of a GenBank genome assembly.